Molecule: messenger RNA, 510 nt
Organism: Acanthoscelides obtectus
Lineage: Eukaryota; Metazoa; Arthropoda; Insecta; Coleoptera; Chrysomelidae
Source: the annotation of a GenBank genome assembly
CUCCAAAUGUCCUACUAGCUGUUCGUAGACCUUUUGCUUUUCGGGUGAUAUUCUUUGAAGAAUAGCUCGCAGGGCCAAAGUGAGUGCAGUUGCCUUUUCGGUGGAUGAUCAACCAUUUGCAUUCGCGGCUGCCUCAAACUGACGGUGGUAGACAUUCCAAGGCGAUGUACCAUCAAAUUGCGCCGGUUUCAUUCGCAGAUGACCAGUCGACCCAACAGAAGCUCCAACCUCACUUGAUUUUUCCAACGGAAGUCCACGCUGUCGUUCGUCGAUGGUCUUGACGUCUAAAGCGGCAAACUUGCCUUGCAUUUCUUGUAUUCUGUCCUCUAAAAUUUAUAAAAUCGGUUUUUCCAACUCGCAAGAAUUUUCCAUAAUUUUAUCUUCCACUUCUUUUCUUAAAUUGGCAGUACUUUCCAAAAAUUUCUCUUCUAAUUUGUACUUUCCAAGAGUUUUCCUUCUAGAUCGGCACAAUUUUCCAUGAGCUUUCCUUCUAGGUUGGCACAAUGUUCC